This is a messenger RNA of Ziziphus jujuba (common jujube), 1798 nucleotides long. RefSeq names its product xanthotoxin 5-hydroxylase CYP82C4. The transcript has 2 exons. Gene Ontology annotation, biological process: defense response to other organism. Gene Ontology annotation, molecular function: monooxygenase activity; iron ion binding; oxidoreductase activity, acting on paired donors, with incorporation or reduction of molecular oxygen. NCBI's taxonomy places the organism in Eukaryota, Viridiplantae, Streptophyta, Magnoliopsida, Rosales, Rhamnaceae. The record is from RefSeq and is a predicted model, not a curated record. The coding region runs from base 66 to 1649 and encodes 527 amino acids.
AUCCAUAAUUAAGGAAUUAUGGAUCCUUAUAUAAAGACCGGAAAUUUUGCUUGAAUCUCAAAAAAAUGGAAACUUUUUCCCUCCUGAAAGCAAUAGCAGCAAUUUGCUUUGCUUUUAUUCUUCUUCGAAAAAUAUGCCCAAUCAGCCCCCACCACCACAACAAAAUAAAGAAGAAGAAAGAAUUGCCUGAACCAGAGGGUGCCUGGCCAUUAAUAGGUCACCUUCACCGUCUCAGCCGCAGUCAAAUACCAGUUUGUCGAGCUCUAGGAGCCAUUGCCGACAAACAUGGCCCAAUCUUCACAAUUAAGCUUGGAAGAAAACGAGCAAUAGUUGUGAGCUGCUGGGAAGCUGUUAAGGAUUGCUUUUGUACCAAUGACAAAGCUUUCUUAACUCGUCCUACUUCUGCAGCCUCAAGAUACAUGGGUUAUGGUAAUGCCAUUUUCGGUAUGAGUCCUUAUGGACCAUAUUGGCACCAUAUUCGCAAAAUAGCCCACCUUGAGCUCCUAUCCAAUCGACGCCUUGAGAUGCUCAAGAGUGUUAGAGCUUCAGAAUUGGAAACCUGCAUCAAGGACUUGUACUCAUUUUGUUCCGAAAACAUAGCGAGUACUUCAGCUAUGGUGGAUAUGAAUUUGUGGUUUUCAACCUUGGCUCUCAACAUGAUGUCGCGUAUGAUAGCAGGGAAGCGAUACAGCAGCAAUGACAACGACGAGGAAUCUAAGAGAUUUGUGAAAACCAUCAAAGAUUUCAUGUAUUUAGGAGGAGUACAUUUGGUUUCCGAUGUUGUUCCUGGGAUCGAGUGGUUAGAUUUGCAAGGGCAUAUAAGGUUUAUGAAGCAUAAUGGUAAGGAAUUGGACUAUUUCAUGAGUAGUUGGCUUGAAGAGCAUCUUCAAAACAGGGAACGGCAGGGUCUGCUUAAAGAAGACAGAGACCUCAUUGACACAAUGCUUUCGUUGUUCGCUCAUGAUGAUUCCAUUUAUGGACACAAAGCUGAAACCGUCAUCAAAGCCACAGCGGCGAAUCUUGUAAUAGGUGGCGCAGAUACCACAUAUUUGACUUUAACAUGGGCACUUUCGCUGCUACUAAACCAUGUUGAAGCACUAAAGGCUGCACAAGAAGAGCUAGACAUUCAAGUUGGAAAAGGAAGGUGGGUGGAAGAAUCCGAUAUCAAGAAUUUGGUAUACCUCCGAGCAAUUGUCAAGGAAACAUUACGACUAUACCCCUCAGGUCCACUUGUAGCACCACGUGAAGCCAUGGAAGAUUGUUACGUGGCUGGUUAUCAGAUCCCAAGAGGAACAAGAUUGCUAGUCAAUAUAUGGAAGCUACAUCGCGAUCCUCGAGUUUGGAUAGACCCUCUCGAGUUCAAGCCAGAAAGAUUUAUCAGCGGAGACAAUGCAAGAUUAGAUGUAAGAGGUCAUAAUUUCGAGUACAUUCCCUUCAGCUCUGGAAGAAGAUCAUGCCCUGGGAUAUCUUCUGCCAUGCAAAUCAUAUGCUUAACUCUGGCUCGUGUUCUUCAGGGCUUCAAUUUGGCUACACCGACCAAUGAACCAGUAGACAUGAGUGAAGGCUUAGGCCUAACCAUGCCUAAAGCAACACCUUUACAAGUCUGCCUUAGCCUGCGCCUUCCAAAUGUACUUUAUCAAGCCCCUUGAUUAAAUGGGGAAAAACGUUGCUUAACCUACUAAGCAUUCUAAUAUGUGUCCCAUUUCAUCCUUGGAUUGUAUUGUCCAAGAAAUAAUAAUUACCUUUGGAUUAAUAUGACAAGAAAAAAGAAAAAAAUUAAUAAUAAUCUUUUGAUUAA